Molecule: messenger RNA, 2639 nt
Organism: Pocillopora meandrina
Lineage: Eukaryota; Metazoa; Cnidaria; Anthozoa; Scleractinia; Pocilloporidae
Source: the annotation of a GenBank genome assembly
AGAAUAACAAUGGCGGAUGAAGUGAACAUGGCCACGUACCCAGCCGUUAAAGCAAGGGUACACGUUUAAAUAUCUGCACAGGUGAAUAGUGAAUUCUCUCAGAGACAUAAUCACCCUGUGGUGAAUAUUAUAAAUAUCACACUUGUCCAUAACAGAAAAUGGCAAACAUUUUGAGCGGCUUGAUCACCGUUGUGGUCAGCGUGGCAGCGUACUUGUACUACAAACAUACGAGUGAACAAAAACGCAUUGAAGCAGUUUUGGACGGUCUUAAGCUUAUAGAAAAAGAAGCUCCUUUGGAAGGAACGCCCAGAGUUGCUGUUGGCUUUGAAGCUACCAUAGAUUAUAUCGUGGAUGCUUUGGAAUUGUUUGAAGUGAUGAAUCUUGAACCGCCAGAGAAAGCCAAACCUCACGACAUUUUGAGGAAUGAGGGAGAGUUUAUGGAAACAUUUGCCUUCUUCUUUAAUCAUAGCGCAGCGUCAUCGUAAGUCUGUUGAUGUUCAUAAUACCUGGCGUAUUUUUCCAUUUUGUAUACAGUUAGAUUGUAAAUAUUUAAUUUCAUCAGAGGGCACAAAUUGGGACCAUUACUCAUAGACCGCGCCCGGACACUUAUUUCUCUUGAUGUCUUGGUUUUGGAUGGAAAGCUCUGUUUUCAAAGCAAGGCAAAAAAAGGACCAAACGACAAUUUCAGUUCAGUUUAGGAGAAAUGAGUGAAAACCCUUGACGGACCUUAUUACCGUUCCUGUCAAACCUUGAAAUAAACAUGAACCUCUCCCUUUUUUCACACUUGUGAUAAAGCUUUCUAUACUUUAUUUGAUUUUAUGUAUUUUAUUUAUAUAUUGUUAUAAAUAAAUUUUCCUUUUUGUAUCAUAAUAAUAACUAAUCUGAAAUGUUACAAUUAAUAUACAAUUAUUGUAACUGUAUGUGUAAAAUUUUUUGGCAAAGAUUAUCAGGAGAAUAUUUUCAAAAGAUGCUGUGUGGUACAUCUUCCCUUUCCUGAAUGAAAGACAAUUAUUUUUAAUUAUUUUUCAGACGUUAUAUGGAAAACAAAGAACUUUUCCAAAGAAUGUGUGAAAAAGCUAAUGAACUGGAGAGUAACUAUAAAGCACUAGGAGGUACUGGUCUUCACAUUGGGAAACGUCUUGCUCUUGAGGGAUGUAAUGUACUAAUGGCCGGAGAUACAUCUAACGAAUUUAUAAAAAUGCUACCUAAGGGCAUGUAUCCUGUUGGGAAUAUUGUUCCAGUUGAUGACAUUCACAUGCUUUUGGAAUAUCCUGCUCUCAGACAUUGGGGAAAAUAUACUUCACAAAGAGCUAACCGUUUAGUUGUACACAGUGAUGAGAAUAAUCCUUACUUACGUUCAUUACAGGAAUUUGAAAAAUCAUUCAAGGAAUUCUCACCUUCGGUUCUAGUUGUUGGUGGUCUGCAUAUGCUGGAUAACUUUCCAGGGUUUAAUAAAGGUGAUAGCAGUCAAAUUUUAAAGAGGCUUCAGUUGUUUUUGGACACUAUUUCUGUUCCCAUCCAUUUUGAAAUGGCCCCCUUCCAUCAAGAAACAUUCUUUGAUGAACUUUUGCAAUAUGUAAUUCCUUACACGAGUAGUAUGGGUAUGAAUGAACAGGAACUUCCUAACUUGUGGAGCAAGCUGCUCUAUGAAAAUAUAACAGUUGUUUCAAGUCAGAAACCGAGAGUUGCAAAAGUACUGGAUCUCAUGAGAGAAGUGUACAAGAUUUCAAAUGAGAACUAUGGAAAAAGUAGGAAGAGACAGUUGACAAGAUUACACAUCCAUACACUGGCAUUUCAAGCAAUUCUAACCACUAAGGGAUCAAGGUGGAAAAAUACCAAGGCAGCUUCGGCAAAAGCAUCUUUGACAGCAACACGUCAUGUGUGCGGCUCAGAAGAUAUUGAUCCUCAGAAAUCAAAGUUACUCAUGGAUGACUCAUUUUCUAAGAGUAUAGUUCCAGGCAGCCCCAGAGUUGAAUUUGAUACCAGUUCACCUGUAUCCUGUUGGAAUGAGGAUGAUUAUGAAAUCUGUGUUGCUCCUGUGUUAGUUUGUACCCAAGUAUUGCAGACAGGAGGUGGCGGAGACCAAAUUACUGGGGGUGGUCUGGCAUUACAAAUUUGAAUGACGUGUAACUUUCUACACUAGAGAUGAUCAGACAACACUACAUACAAUAGUGUUUCAUUGAGAGAUAACAACAUGUGAAAAUAAAAUUGAAGAAUUUCUUUAGAAGUGACUUGUUAUUAAACUAGCUCCCAAGCUGACUAUAACGGGGUCUUUUUUCAUGAUUUUAAAUUACUAUAGCUACUGAAGUUAAUUUCUUAUUCCAUUUAAAUUUUGUAAUUGCAUUGAGUUUUUAAUAUCAAUAGCCCUUUUUUUUGGAAAAAAUAAGCACGUGAAGACUUCUGGUUGUUGUAAGACAGUGAAAUAUAUGAUUUCAUAAUGUAAAAGGCCUCCAGUUAAGGACCAGUAAAUAAAAACAGUAACAGGUGAGGAAAAUCAACAAAUAUGAUAAGAUAAAAACAUUAAUAAUGACAGUUAUAAUAAUGAUGAUAAUAAUAGUAAUAGCAAUAAUAAAAAAGUAAAUUUUCAAAUAUAUUUCAUAACCAUCAAAACAAGUCAAUAAUAUGCAAUAAAAUACGAG